Messenger RNA from Centropristis striata (black sea bass), 1803 nucleotides. It is a transcript of the gene mtnr1aa, whose product is annotated as melatonin receptor 1A a. The coding region runs from base 125 to 1177 and encodes 350 amino acids. NCBI's taxonomy places the organism in Eukaryota, Metazoa, Chordata, Actinopteri, Perciformes, Serranidae. Gene Ontology annotation, molecular function: melatonin receptor activity. The transcript has 2 exons. Gene Ontology annotation, cellular component: membrane. The record is from RefSeq and is a predicted model, not a curated record. Gene Ontology annotation, biological process: G protein-coupled receptor signaling pathway.
AUGAAAGCCGCGGGAGGCUGUAGUAUCCCACCACCGGCGUCUCCAAAACCCAGGCUUUAAGACGCACGAGGAGUCACGGCGCGUUACAUUUGGAGCAGUUGAGAAAGUUCCGCGGCUGUAUACAAUGGUUAUAAAUGGGUCUCACCUGAACAGCUCCUCGCCAGACCCCAGUGACACCGUCCAGAACCGCCCCCCGUGGGUCACCACAACUUUGGGGUGCUUUCUCAUCUUCACUAUCGUUGUUGACAUCCUGGGCAACCUUUUGGUCAUCUUCUCCGUGUAUCGGAACAAGAAACUUAGGAACGCAGGGAACAUCUUUGUGGUGAGCCUGGCGGUGGCAGACCUGGUGGUGGCCAUCUACCCGUACCCUCUGGUCCUCUCCUCCAUCUUCCACAAUGGCUGGAACCUUGGCUACGUCCACUGCCAGAUCAGCGGCUUCCUCAUGGGCGUCAGCGUCAUCGGCUCCAUCUUCAACAUCACCGGCAUCGCCAUCAACCGCUACUGUUAUAUCUGCCACAGCCUCAAGUACGAUAAACUGUACAGUGACAAAAACUCCGUCUGCUACGUGCUGCUCAUCUGGGCGCUGACUGUGGUGGCCAUCGUGCCCAACCUGUUCGUGGGCUCGCUCCAGUACGACCCGCGGGUUUAUUCCUGCACGUUCGAGCAAUCGGCCAGCUCGGCGUACACUAUCGCCGUGGUUUUCUUUCACUUUAUUUUGCCCAUCAUGAUUGUCACAUACUGCUACCUGCGCAUCUGGAUACUGGUCAUACAGGUGAGGAGGCGGGUCAAGCCAGACAACCGGCCCAAGCUAACGCCGCACGACGUUAGAAACUUUGUCACCAUGUUCGUGGUGUUUGUGCUCUUCGCCGUUUGCUGGGCGCCCCUCAACUUCAUCGGCCUGGCUGUAGCGAUCAAACCGGAGGUGGUGGUCCCCCUCAUCCCUGAGUGGUUGUUCGUGGCGAGCUACUUCAUGGCCUACUUCAACAGCUGCCUUAAUGCCAUCGUGUAUGGUGUGCUGAACCAGAAUUUCCGGCGCGAGUACAAGCGCAUUGUCGUGUCGGUGUGCACGGCACGCAUCUUCUUCCAGGACAGCUCCAACGACGCGGGGGAGAGGCUCAAGAGUAAACCGUCUCCACUCAUGACCAACAAUAACCAGGUCAAGGUGGACUCUGUCUGAUCCAGAGGAAUAUUUAGCGGACAUCAAAAACAUAUGCUGUGACUGAGAGUUAAAAAAACAAAAACAAAAGGCAGAGUGAGAAAAAUACCAAAUAUAAAUAUAAAACAGCUCCGACCCUCUGAGCUGUCCACAGACUGUCCUAUGGUGCUAUGUGACCUCUGAACAAUCACAGUAAGAACAGGGGUGAAUAUUAUCUUUGUCUUUUAUCAAGCACUUUUGUUUGACUCUGCAGUACCUGUAGUACAGUAAAUAUAUGAUGUCCGUUUUGUUUUCAUGUUUACAGUGAUGAUAUAAAUGUAUCAUGCAUUAUACAAGUAUUUAUUUUGUAUGAAACGUCAUGUAGAUAUAUGGUAAGAUAUAUCGGGUUCCAGUUAAAUGAAGAAAACACCAUUUUAUCGGGCAAAUGAAGAAAAAAAAAUCGACAAAACUUGGUUUUAAAAUAUAACCAGAAGUUUAUAAAUGAAGUUAACCAAUUUUAAUAACCUCAUUUGUGACACUGUACCACUAAUUGAGUGCAAGCAAUGUGGGUUGCUGCUGUCUUAUUAUACCCUGCAAUACAUUAAGUGGAAUAUAUAUUUUAGUCUCUCUCUCUCUCUCUCUCUCUCUCUCUCUCUCUCUCUCUCUCU